This is a messenger RNA of Staurois parvus, 252 nucleotides long. The record is from the annotation of a GenBank genome assembly. NCBI's taxonomy places the organism in Eukaryota, Metazoa, Chordata, Amphibia, Anura, Ranidae.
AUGCAGGAUUAUGGGUUUAGUAAAACUUUAAACACCUCCCGCCCACCCUAUAGUAAUAUGACGGACGCAAGGUGGUUCUCUCGUUUUGGGAGGACGUCAUAUGACGUCCUCCAAUUCUAAACGUGCAGAUCGCCGCAGAAGAUGUCAGCCCGGUCAUGUGAUCAGCUGUGUCCAAUCACAGCUCAUCACAUGUAAAUAGAGAAAUUCCGGUUAUCGGCAUUUCUCUCCCCACGAGCUGUCAUGCUGACAGCU